CAAUGACGCAUGUCCAGGUCGGAGAAUCUUGCGUGUAUCACUUAAAACGUGGGGCGGGCAGCUUAGCAGUGUGCCCAGGAUCCCGCAAACACACGAUCCUUUUCGAUCCUGUUGCAUAGACUUUGGGCACGUUGGAUACCUGGAGUGUCUGGGAUUGGCUUGGUCGACCAGCUCGACCGCAGAACCAACGAGCCAAGCGCGCGCGCUCGCUCUCCGCGUGCUCCACCCUCAAGCAGUCGACGGCAGUCCGGUGGCGGCGACUGGGCCAACUCGCCCACCGCAUUCAAAAGACCACGAGACUGCAUCCCUUGGAUGUUUGUUCAAGGGGAUGACUGUGAAGGCAGCGCCUUCGACACCUGGGAGAACGUCAGAUCUGUAUAUCCGCUGGGCCUAGGGGAUUUCUACCGGGAGCAGGAUGACGUUGUGAGAGGAAUCACGCUGAAUACGAGCGACGCCUUGCCGUCCGAGAGUUUCGAUUGGCCUUCCCUUGAGGACAGUGACUGGAGCAAGGCCUUGGAGGUUCAUUCAGAGGCUGAAAAGCGGCAGGUGGAUGCAGCCACCCUCGUCUUCGGGCCAGAGGACCUACCGCCCAUGCUUCCUCCGGAGAGUGAUUAUGUGGAGGCCAACACUGUUCAUCUCAGCAACGAGACUCCUGGUUGGAUGGUUGGCCAUCGCUUGCUGAGCUUCCUCCAAGAAAAGGCCGUCUCGCACAUCAAGAAGGUCAACAAAAAGAAAUUUACCAUGAAAGCCUCGGUCCUUUGCAACGGAAACGUUUGCGAGAUCAAGGUACGAGCUUAUCGGACUGGACAAGAAAGGCGACAAGAAACCCUGGUGAUGCUUCAUCGCCUUCAAGGUGAUAGCAUUGCAUUCAACGCUUUGUUUCGACUGCUGAAGCAGGACCUGACAAGCUUGACAUCGGAACUCAAGGCCCCAUGUGCCGUGCCUGCCGAAGUUUCACCCCUCCCAGAGGCAUCCAGUCACGAGGUGCAUGAGCUGCCUGCCGUCGCACAGACGAAAACUACGGCGCCGCCGAAUAGCGCCUUUUUGACGCCCCUCAUGGAUGCUGCUCACAAUGCCGAGGACACCCAAGCACAGGCGGAAGCUGCGGCUUCCCUGGCAGCUGCAGCUGAGGACACCGGCAGUGUGAACGAGCUUUGCACUCACCCAAGAGCACCAAGUGUGAUACAGAAACUCCUCGAGGUAAAUUGCUUCGAGGUUUCUUGUCAAGUCAUGCGCCUCAUUGUGAAGCUAGCAGUAACACCUGGGGCAGAGGCUGUCUUCAGGGACGGUGCCGUAAGGCUCUUGCAGAAGAAGGUCAACGACCUGGCCAAUGGGAAGAUGCUGAAGCAACAGUUCUCACAGGCCAUGGAGAAGCUGAAGCAUGGCAAGGCUUCCAGGAGAGUUCUUUGUCAGUGAAACUCUGCGUGUAUCCGGAUGUCACAGGUGUGAGCCGUCCAGAUGCAGGUCCCAGAGUGGUACUCAACUGGGUUUUUGACUGGGGCACAGUGACAGGUGCGGGAGGUCUUCCGAACCCAGGCGUGUUGCCAAGUAGAGACAGAGCAUCGCAGGGGCACAGCCGUCGCCACUCGAGAGAAAACUCGGGGGACAGAGAAGUCACGGCUUUUUUUGAACAUGAUUGCAGUUCGGACGCGCGGUGGACGGUUCAUGUCGGACAUGCCUGGGUAUGGCAGAGAUAGAUUUGAACUGUUGAG
Molecule: messenger RNA, 1712 nt
Organism: Durusdinium trenchii
Lineage: Eukaryota; Dinophyceae; Suessiales; Symbiodiniaceae
Source: the annotation of a GenBank genome assembly